This is a messenger RNA of Balearica regulorum gibbericeps (East African grey crowned-crane), 602 nucleotides long. The record is from RefSeq and is a predicted model, not a curated record. Lineage: Eukaryota; Metazoa; Chordata; Aves; Gruiformes; Gruidae.
GAUGGAGGAGGGCAGGAGAGCCCCCAUCGCCAUCAUUGGCUGGACAUGUACGACUCUGUGUUUGGUCUCCUAUGCGGCUGCCUUCUCGCACGGCGCGAGCCUUUCUGCCUGCACCGACAUGAUGCCCAGGCACCUGAGAGCGCAGCUGCACAGCCCGAGCAACAACUACGUUACUCUCCACACCAACAUGUCCUUCUACUUCCCAGGCGACAAGGUUCCAGUGACAGUGAGGAGCACCCGGGAUUUUAUGGGCUUUUUGCUUCAAGCUCGCAAAGUGUCAAACGACGAAAUCGCCGGCACAUUUGUCUUCAUCCCUCCUGGUUCCAAGCUGCUGACUUGUUUUGAAGAUGGUGACACCGUCACCCACUCAGACAAAUCACUGAAGAGAAAUCUGUCCUUCGUAUGGAAAGCACCAGACCAACCCAUUGGAGACAUCAAGUUUUUCAUCUCCGUAGUCCAGUCAUACUUUGUUUACUGGGCAAAGAUCGAAUCUGCUAUCGUGGCUCAGCGAGGGCAAAACAAAACGCUUUCUGGAAGCAGCAAGAAGCCCGACCCCGUAACCUCCGUGCCCUCGCAGGGACCGGCUGACCCACACCCCACAG